AUGGCCCGACUCAGUACUACGGUUCCACUUCCACUUCAGCAUCACAGCCUCCGUGGCAUCAGACCUAUUUCCCACAGGUUUCAUGGACCCCAGGUAUCAUCGUAUCAGGUCCCGCCUUCGUCGAUGCCGUUUUUUGAGCCGUCGUACGGACAGACAGCAUAUACCACUUCUCUGGGCACACCACCGGCGUCUCAGUUCCAGCAGGCCACACCGACGGCGUCUCAGUUCCGGCAGGCCACACCACCGGCGUCUCCGUUUCAGCAGACCACACCACCGCCGUUUGCUGCAUCAGAUCAGUAUUACCGUCCAGCGCCAUAUACAGAUGCUCAGCCGUUCACGUCUUUCGAUCAGUGUUACCGUCCCACGAUGCCUUCGGAUGAUCAGCCGUCGACGUCACAUUCGCGGCCAUCUUCUUCUCACCAGGCCCAGGAUCCAUCACAGCUACAUUUUACACUAUCAGAGUCAUGGUUAUUCGGUCCGGAGAUCGGUUCAGAGGCGUACGAGGAGCUUUUAUCACGACCGGAUCUCACACCUCCAUCUUUUAGACUUCUACCGCCCACACAGGAGGAGACCGGUACUGCACCACCAGCAGCAGACGUUCAGCAUUCAGCUCAGGACGAGGACGCAUCCGACAGCGGCGAGAGCCCUCCGGUACCCAGACAGUUUCACUCGAUCACAGACAGCUCGCGGCACCGACGAGAGACUCACGGUUUGAGGGUACAGAGACCGAGGACUCGUAGAUAUGAGGAUUAG
Messenger RNA from Mercurialis annua (annual mercury), 753 nucleotides. RefSeq lists its product as uncharacterized. The transcript is spliced from 2 exons. The record is from RefSeq and is a predicted model, not a curated record. Lineage: Eukaryota; Viridiplantae; Streptophyta; Magnoliopsida; Malpighiales; Euphorbiaceae. Bases 1 to 753 code for a protein of 250 amino acids.